UCGGCGUAGCGUUUGUUGAGCGGCGCCGGCGACCUGGGUACACAAGUGGCCUGAGAGAGCGGCGGGUGGGCGCCAGGGCCAUGAACCUGGGAGAUGGUUUGAAGCUUGAAACUGAAUUGUUGGAUGGAAAAACCAAACUAAUACUGUCUCCAUACGAGCAUAAAUCAAAAGUUUCUGUGAAGAUGGGAAAUAAGAUCAAGAUUGCAAAAUGUCCUUUAAGAAUAAAACAGACUGGACACAUUCUAAAAUCAACACAGAAUUCUUACAUUGGGAGUGAAAACAUUUCUCAAAAGAAGAUAAUUAGUUCAGAAACUUCACAGGCAAAACCUGAGAAAAUUAGAUUGCCAUUUUCACCCUCUAAGGAUUUAUAUCAGCAGUAUGCAGAAAAAGACUGCCAUCAUUUCCCACAAGAGUCUUCACCUGCAACCUCUGACAUACAGAAGACUGUGAACAUGGCAGAUAAAUGCCUAGUGGCUAAACAAAAGCCUUGCAAAACACACCCCACCAAAACCAUGGACAGCAGCAUGGUGUGUCUAACCCAAGAGCAACUACGGCAGAUUUUGAUGAGUGUCAACCAAGGGAAUGGAUCUGUGUCCCUAACUGGAAAUGGAAAGGAGGAGGAAGCAAGUCAAGAUAGUUUACAUUUAAUCAGUAUUCCUAGCCAGCCAAAGGAUGUGAAUAUUACAGGAUUACUGCAGAAAACGGAGGCUAUUUCACCUGUCUCAAAUGAAAAUAAGCAUGUCUUCAGUAGAACUCAAGAGGCAUUUCAACAGUGUGAGCAGAAAAUUGCCAUAGAGAAGGAGUGGAAGCCAGCGGACAUAUUCAGUACUCUGGGGGAACGGGAGCGCGAUAGAAGUUUGUUGGAAGCAAGAAGAGCCCAGUGGAAAAAAGAGCUAGAUGAACAGGUUGCUUUAAAGAAGAAAGAAAAAGAAGCUUCUCAAAAAUGGAAUAAUCCUUGGAAAAAAUCUGAAAUAGUAUGUGAGAAAAUUCAAAUCCUUGACCAAUCUAAGGAAGCAGGACUGCUGGAGCGUCCGGGCAGCACUGUCAGCCAGGAGCAGCAGAGGAAGUGGGUGGAGGACUUGAGUAAACAAGUAGAAGAGGACCAGCAAAGGAAAACCGAGGAGAAAAUGAUACAUUCAAAGGGCGAGGACCAUGACAGAUGGGCAAUGCAUUUUGAUUCGUUAAAGAGCCUUCCUGGGUCUCAGUCUCGGCUGUCCUGUCAGUUACCACACCAACACCCGGAGUCCUUUUGUGUCUCUCCUGACACUCAGGAGCUGGCCGAUGUCAACAGUGUUUACACACCUCCGCCUGCUGUCCAGGUGGAGCUUUCAGAGGAAGAACAGCAAUCCAGACCUGUUCGGGAUAUGGCUGUGUCUUACAGUCAGAAAACAAACUUUCUCCGUUCUAUGACUGCACUCCUGGACCCAGCACAGAUUGAGGAGCGGGAAAGGCGCCGGCACAAACAAUUAGAACAUCAGAAAGCAAUCAUGGCUCAGGUGGAAGAGAACCGCAGGAAGAAGCGGCUGGAAGAAGAACAGAGGAAGAAGGAAGAGCAGGAAGAUGAGCAGCGCUUGGCUCGGGAACGGGAGGAGAUGCAGAGGCAGUAUGAAGAGGACAUUCUUAAGCAGAGACAGAAGGAAGAAAUCAUGACUCUAAAGACAAAUGAGCUAUUCCACACAAUGCAGCGAGCUCAGGAGUUGGCACAGAGACUGAAACAGGAGCAGAGGAUCCGAGAACUGACUCAGAAAGGACAUGAUGCAUCCCGGCUGAUUAAAAAUCUUGGCGCACAAGUGGAUUAUAAGGCUUCCACUAACGUUUCCAGUUCAAGAAGUGAUGCUAAGGAGGCUGCUGAUGAAACUUCCACAGCCUCUCCCAAGAAGGACACCGGAGUGCAGACAGAUGACUUAAAUUUAGGAAAUUUCAGCGAUGCACUACCACACUGUGGAUCAUUAACAGAAAAGGGCAUUAGAAACUUUUCUUCUCCAGAGAUUUCUACAGAAUUUAAUGGACAGAUUAGCACUAAAAAAGACAAGCAAGAACUAAGUAUGGAUAAAGGCACUAAUUUAGACAAAGAAAACAGCUGGUAUAAUGGCCAGUGUAAUCAGUAUAGAAGAACAGAGAAACAAACAAAACUUAUGAAGAAAUGUCCCAAAAAGCCUGCUUGGAAUAUAAAUAAGCCUCUCAAAAGGUAUGUUCCUGCAUCAGCAAAGUACCCUGUCCAUCUUCAGAAGGAGAAAGAAGAAAAAAAGAUAAGAAGGCAGAUAGAGCUGCUUCACUUACUAGAAAGAAACCACCCUGAGAACCUCUCCCAAAACAGAGGCACUUCACCAGAAGUUCUUACUUCAUCUCAUCGAGAAACUGAGUCAGAGAUCAGGUUGCAUCUAAUCAAAAAGGUAGAAGAACCUCUGAAAACUCCUUCAGUUAUUAAAGAAAGGUUUCAGUCAUCACCAGCAGUAAAGAGUAGAACUCAACAAACUCAGACUAAUUCAUCACACUUACCACUAAAAAACAGUGACUAUGAAAAAGAGAAUCUGACCUUAGGAGAUGGUCAAACUAAAUUAUCAGAUGAGCUGUCUGAGACAUCUCAUUUCAUUCCCUACGUUCGAACAAAUGAGAUCUAUUAUCUUGAUCCGGAUGCACCCUUGUCUAGGCCUUCAACCCAGGACAACCAAUACCAAAAAUCUCAUGAUUGUGAGCAACAACAAGAGCUAUUUGACUCUGACCAUACCAAGGAUCCACUUCUUAAUCCUAGAUUGGUGAAAAACAGGGAUCGACAGCAAGCUAUCCUUAAGGGGCUUUCAGAAUUAAGACAGGGUCUUCUCCAGAAACAAAAGGAGUUGGAAACGAAUCUCAUACCCUUAACUGCAAACCAAGAAGAUAAUUUUAGUUCUUCAUUUUAAAUGUGCUCACCACUCAACUGCAUUAUUCAAGCACCCAAUGAAAAACUUCAUUAUGUAGUGAAAUGCUGUAUUUUUUAAAUAUAAUAAAACAGUUUAUAGUUUAAAAAAAUGAUCUCUGUUAUACUAGGGUGUAAAAGUACUUUCUACUUACCAUAAUAGAGUCUGGAGAUCCCUGACCUGUUAACAUUGUUGCUUGUUUGUUCUGUAAGAGGUUCUUUUAGGGCGUGAGAAGUACUAUUAACACACUGAGCUAGACUCUUACUAAAAUAACUCAAAUUCAUUUUAGAAUCCUGUGGUUUUUCUUGUUUUCACUAUAUUAAAGGUAGAGAUGCCCCAGUUUUCACAGCAUUGACGUUAGCAUUAAUAACAGUGAGCAAGAGAUGUUAAGUUACAUACGGGCUUGAAACUUAUCUCCACCAUACAGGUUUUUGUAUAUAGAUUUAGUAUAGCACUAAAGUGCCUAACUAGUUCUAAUUAAUUCCACCUCAAAGAUCUGUUCCAAAUUAUUCACUGCCACUGAAAACAGAAGGCCCAUUAUAAACGUUCAUUUGAUUGGCUAUAGGAUCACACAAUACAGUACUUAUCAAGGAUCUCAAAGACUGACUAAAAUUUAAGUGAAGCUAAAUUUUUACACAGCUAAACCUAAGAAAACGCUACUUGAUAUUAUAGACACAGGUUUACUACCUAAAGUGCAACUGCACUGUUAGGUAUAGCUUGAGGUACUGAGCCAAAAUCUAUAAAUAUUGACACUGCUGGCUUAUACCUGUGUAAAAACACUAUACAAAAGCUUUACUCAAAAUAAAUAAUUGACAUUUCAGCAAAAUUAGUUAUCAUCUGACAUUAAAGAAAGUCAUUACUAUUUACCAUUCUUUUAUAAACAUCAAAUUUUACAUAUAAAACAGACUUCAAUUUGAAGCCCAAGUACAAGUAACAAAUGUAAAACUGAAAGGUGCCAACAUGAGAUAAUUUGAUUACAGUAUGUCCAAAAAAUAUAUUUAUUUCAAUUUUCAGAUGCUUCAAAUGUUACAGGCCAUCAUGAUUUUAAGUGGGAAAGAAAAAAACAUUUCAUAAAGGUUAGGAAAUUUGUUUUCAAAUCAUCAAUUCACACUUUUAAAAAACUGGAAAAAGUCCACAACAACCUAUUUUUUGGGGGGGGGGGUGUUGGUGGGGGUUUUACUGUAAUUUAUCUUUGGACACAUCCUUAACUUAAUGGAGAUUUCUCUAUAUCCAAGUUUUUGUAAGCAGAUAUAAAGUAAUUUUCAUUUUCUUGAGACUGAGUUGAUGAAAGGGCAUAUGGUGUCCCCAGAAACGUCUGAUGAGUGAGAACAUUAAAAUGACUAAACUGAUGGGACAUUUUUAAUUGAUUUUGAUAAGCCUGACCGUUGCUAUAUGAAUCUUGUUCGGCUGAAUUGCUGUUCUCUCCUUCAGAGCAUACUCUAUCAAUAGGAGCUCUCUCUUCACAAUCAAUUUGGUAAGUCUUAUCUUCUAAUAAACUUUUUUGCACGUCAA
Peromyscus maniculatus bairdii (prairie deer mouse) is the source of this 4409-nucleotide messenger RNA. RefSeq names its product coiled-coil domain containing 66 (gene Ccdc66). Gene Ontology annotation, biological process: cilium assembly. NCBI's taxonomy places the organism in Eukaryota, Metazoa, Chordata, Mammalia, Rodentia, Cricetidae. Gene Ontology annotation, cellular component: cilium; photoreceptor inner segment; microtubule. Gene Ontology annotation, molecular function: microtubule binding. The record is from RefSeq and is a predicted model, not a curated record.